Pseudophryne corroboree (corroboree frog) is the source of this 1481-nucleotide messenger RNA. RefSeq names its product putative nuclease HARBI1. Lineage: Eukaryota; Metazoa; Chordata; Amphibia; Anura; Myobatrachidae. Bases 31 to 798 code for a protein of 255 amino acids. The transcript has 5 exons. The record is from RefSeq and is a predicted model, not a curated record.
UACCAGCAUGUGGUGGGAGAUCUGGUUGGCAUGUCGCAGGGCCAGUUCAGUAAGGUCCUACGGCGUGUCAGCCAGGCUUUCAUCAAGCGUGUAAAGCAAUUUAUUGCUAUGCCUUUGGAUGUUGGUGCCCUAGAUGUGGUGAAGCGGCAAUUUGAGGAAGGUGGUAGUCGCUUCCCACAUGUUAUUGGGGUUGUGGAUGGCACACAUGUAGCUAUUGUGCCACCAAGACAUAAUGAAGAAAUUUAUAGAAACAGGAAACUGUUUCAUUCUCUGAAUGUAAUGGUUGUUUGUGGGCCAUCCCUCCAGAUCCUGUCCCUGAAUGCGAAGUUCCCGGGGAACUCCCAUGAUGCCUAUGUAAUUAGACAAUCAGGGAUAUGGCAGAGAUUAAGAUCGAGGCAAGGACAAGACAUGUGGUUAUUGGGAGACCGUGGAUAUCCUUGCACCCCCUGGCUUAUGACUCCUUACAGUAAGCCCUGGCCAGGACCACAGACGGCAUUUAACUCCGCGCUUACUGCCACUAGACAGCUGGUGGAGCACACAAUUGGUGUCCUUAAAGGACGUUUUCGUGUGCUCCACCGCACUGGUGGCGACAUCAUGUAUUCGCCGGAGAUGGCAAGUAAAAUAGUGGUCCUGUGCGCUAUCCUCCAUAACAUCGCUGUAAGGAGUCGCGUGGAGCUUCCUCAAACAGAGGAAUUGCCUGAUGAGGAGCCAGGGGUUGGGCGGAGAUACGGUGGGGGGAGUGUUUCCCGGAGGGGCAAUGAAGUAAGGGCACGCAUUGUGCAAGAAUAUUUCAGCUGAUUGCUCAUUCAAAAAGUGGACCACCACAACGGCAAGUUGCUGCAGGGAGGCAAGAUCAGGCCCCUUCUCAGCCCCCUCCCCUUCUCAGUCCCCCUCCCCUUCCCAGUCCCCCUCAGCUUCCCAGUCCACCUCAGCUUCCCAGUCCACCUCAGCUUCCCAGUCCCCUUCUCAGCCCACCUCUCCUUCUCCUUCUGUGCCCCCUUCUCCUCCUUCCCAGUCCUCUUCUCCUUCUCCUUCCAACUCCCCUUCUCAGCCCCCCUCACCCUCUAUUGGCCAAACACUCUCUCCGCCCCCCUCGCCCUCUCAAUCAGACCCACCCUCUGAAAUAACAUCCCCAAUCCCUCCUCCUUCCCCCAUCCAGCCUCCUUCCCCAUCCCUCCUCCUUCCCCAAUCCCUCCUCCUUCCCCCAUCCAGCCUCCUUCCCCCAUCCAGCCUCCUUCCCCCAUCCAGCCUCCUUCCCCAAUCCAGCCGCCAUCCCCACCCAGUGAAUGGGUAGAAGAAGCCCCUGAAGAAAUUAGUGGGGUUCAUCAUGUUGCAGAGGAAAAUGUUGCGGUUGGAGAUCCCACAAGUUUGGCCCAAAUUCUGGGCAGCAUGCGCCAGCAACUCCAAAAUUUACUGGCAACAGUUGAUGUAAUGCAAAAAUUGGUCUAACCCAAAAAAAAAAUUACAAAAAACUUACAAAA